UUUCUUGUAUGAUUGAGCUCUUGGCUUUGUUGUGAAGCUCUUCUUCUCGACUUUCUGACCGCUGAAUGUUUCCAGCUUCACACAUCGCUGUGGUUUGACUUUGACAAGUGUCACAAAACUCACAGCAGCAGCAGAACUCAUGAUCAGACCUCCGGGGUUUCGUGUGACUGCAAUAGUCUGAUUGAAUCACAGGAAUCAGAUUGCCUGUGGCUCUCCUGAUCUGGAUUCGGUAGGGGUGAGCCUGGGUUUGGGACGAGCUCCGUUAUUCGCUGUCAGUAUCUCGAUGGUGUUGUAAGGAUGUUUGUGUGCUGCUGACAGUUUCCUGAAGAUCAGACGCUCCUCUGGAGCCUCAGACUUCGGUGGACGCGGGUCGCUCGACGGCAGGAUCGUCCGAUUCCCGUCUGCAGAGGGGAAAUAUAAAUGGCUUUGACGGCGUUCGUUAGCAUGGAGCCGUGUGACGGGCGGGCGGAGAAGCAGGCGUGUGGCGCGGCCCUGCAGGUUCAUCUGUACUGCUGCAGAGACGAAGCGAGCACGCUGACGUACCCGCCCGGAGAAUACGUGGCAGAAGAGCUCUGCAUCAGCGCAGCCAAGGAGUGCGGUGUCAGUCCGCCGUACUGCAGUCUGUUCGGACUCAUGAGAGAGCAAGACCGCGUGUGGCUUCCGCCCAAUCACGUCCUCAAGAUCGAGGCCUCGGCCAAUGAGACGCUGCUGUUCAGGAUCAGGUUUUAUUUUCCAGGCUGGUACGGCAGCGGAUCAAACUCGGCCCGCAGGUACGGCGUCACCAAGAGUUCGGAGGCGCCCGUGCUCGACGACGUCACUAUGGCGUACCUGUUUGCCCAGUGGAGGUCAGAUUUUCUGAGCGGCACGAUCAGCGUUCCCAUCAGCCUGGAGUUUCAGGAAGAGUGCUUGGGAUUGGCUGUUCUUGAUAUGAUGCGUUUGGCCAAAGAAAAAAACAAGUCACCUGUUGACAUCUACAACCACAACAGUUACAAGUCGUUCCUCCCGAAGAACAUGCGAGCGCACAUUCAGAAUCAGCACUUUGUGACGAGGAAGCGGAUCCGUUUCCGCUUCAGGAAGUUCAUUCAGCAGUUCGGCGCGUGUAAAGCUACGCCGCGAGACCUGAAGCUCAAAUACAUGGUCAGUCUGGAGACGCUGCAAUCGGCCUUCUACACCGAACAAUUUCACGUCAACGAACCGUCCGCCGGAAACGUCACCAUCGUCGUCAGCGGGAACCUUGGCAUCCGAUGGUCGAGAGUAAAAGAGGCCAGAGACCGAGAGGAUCCGCAGGUGUACUGCGAUUUCUCCGACGUCAUCGACAUCAGUAUAAAGCAGGGGACUAAAGACGGAUCCGUGGAGAAUCGAAUCGUCUCGAUAAACAGACAGGACGGUCAGACGCUGGAACUGGAGUUUCAUUCUCUGAGCGAGGCGCUGUCCUUCGUGUCUUUGAUCGACGGAUAUUACAGACUCACUACAGACGCUCAUCAUUACCUGUGUAAGGAGGUGGCGCCCCCUAGACUGCUGGAGGCCAUUCAGAUCAGCUGUCACGGGCCAGUGUCGACGGAGUUUACCAUCAGCCGCUUGCGACGAUGUGAAAACCAUAGAGGCAUUUUUAUCCUGCGUUGCAGCCCGAAAGAUUACGACAGGUACUUCCUGUCCUUCGUCGUUGAGUACGAAGGUCAGCUGGAGUUCAAGCACUGUCUGGUCGUUCGCUCUCAUUCCGGCGAGUUUGUGCUCAACGGAGCCAAAUGCAGUUUCGGUAGUUUGGGCGAAUUACUGCAGCACUACCAGAAGGAGGCGCUGCGCUCCGACAGACACGUGUUCCAGUUCAGCCGCUGCUGUCCGCCGCGCAGCAAAGAUAAAUCCAAUCUGCUGGUGUGCAGGAGCAGUCAAACCUCUGACGCGUGUCUCUCGCCGACCGAAUUCAAACACGUCAACCAGAUGAUCUUCCACAAGAUCCAUAAAGAGGAUCUGGAGACCAGGGAAGGUUUGGGUCAGGGAACGUUCACGCAGGUCUUCCGCGGCGUCCGGAGGGAGCUCGGCGAUUACGGGGAGAUCCAUAAGAUGGACGUGGUGUUGAAAGUUCUAGAUAAAACCCACCGCAACUACACUGAGUCGUUCUUUGAGUCGGCGAGCAUGAUGAGCCAGCUAUCCCACAAACACCUGCUGCUCAAUUACGGCGUCUGCGUGUGCACUGAUGAGCACAUCAUGGUGCAGGAGUACGUGCGCUUCGGCUCUCUGGACACGUACCUGAAACGAAACCGCAACACCAUCAACAUCACCUGGAAGCUGGAGGUGGCUAAACAGCUAGCGUGGGCGCUACAUCACCUGGAGGAGAAGAACCUGAUCCACGGAAACGUCUGCGCCAGGAACGUUCUGGUGACCCGAGAAGAAGACCGAAAGACGGGAACGCCUCCGUUCAUCAAACUCAGUGACCCGGGCAUCAGCAUCACGGUGCAGCCCAGAGAAUUUCUGGUGGAUCGUAUCCCGUGGGUUCCUCCCGAGUGCGUGAAGGACAGCAAGAACCUGAGUUUGGCAGCAGACAAGUGGAGUUUCGGCACCACGCUGUGGGAGAUCUACUGUGGCGGAGAACAUCCGCUCGCGGCGUACGACGGAUCCAAGAAGCUGCUGUUCUACGAAGACAAGCACCAGCUUCCGGCUCCCAAAUGGACCGAACUGGCCAGUGUGAUCAACAGCUGCAUGGACUACGAGCCGCUGCAGCGCCCCUCGUUCAGAGCCGUCAUCCGAGACCUCAACAGCCUCUUCACGCCAGACUACGAGCUGCUGGUGGAGAGCGACACGGUUCCCAGCAGGCAUCGGGCUUUGGGUUUCGCCGGAGCGUUUGAGAACCAGGAACCCACUCAGUUCGAGGCCAGACACCUGAUCUUCCUCCAGCUGCUGGGAAAGGGGAACUUCGGCAGCGUGGAGAAGUGUCGCUACGACCCGCUGCAGGACAACACGGGCGAGGUCGUGGCGGUCAAGAAGCUGCAGCACAGCACGGCCGAACACCUGCGAGACUUCGAGCGGGAAAUCGAGAUCCUGCGCUCGCUGCAGCACGAGAACAUCGUCAAAUACAAGGGAGUGUGUUACAGCGCGGGUCGUAAGAACUUGCGGCUGGUCAUGGAGUUUUUGCCGUUCGGCAGUUUGAGAGAUUAUCUUUCAAAGAACAAGGAGCGUUUCGACCACAUGAAGCUGCUGCUGUACGCGUCUCAGAUCUGCAAGGGGAUGGACUACCUCGCGUCCAAGCGCUACGUCCAUCGAGAUCUGGCCACCAGGAACAUUCUGGUGGAGAGCGAGUUUCGCGUGAAGAUCGGAGACUUUGGCCUGACUAAAGUCCUUCCUCAGGAUAAGGAGUAUUACACCGUCCGUGAGCCGGGCGAGAGCCCCAUAUUCUGGUACGCGCCGGAGUCUCUGACCGAGAGCAAGUUCAGCGUGGCGUCGGACGUCUGGAGUUUCGGAGUCGUUCUCUAUGAACUCUUUACAUACAGCGACAAAAGCUGCAGUCCUCCGGCGGUGUUUAUGGAGCAGAUGGGGGAGGACAAACAGGGCCAGAUGAUCGUUUAUCACCUGAUCGAUCUGCUGAAGCGAAACUACCGUCUGCCGGCUCCCGACGGCUGUCCCGCCGAGGUUCACGCGCUGAUGAAGGAGUGCUGGGCGGCAGAACCGGGCGAUCGGCCCACGUUCAAAGAUCUCGCUCAGAGAGUCGACGCCAUACAGGACAGCAAGAACGUCUGACGUCUCCCAACGUGUUUCACACCGAGCCGCUCUGUGUGACUGUCCCCGUCCUCCAGGAAUAAUGUAAAGGCUCUGUUUAACCGGAAUUCUGGGAUGCCGUUUGUUCUAAAUGCCAAGCAAGCAGAAAUACGAUGACUGUCACUGAACUAAAGUUCAGAUAUGAUAAACAUCUGUGAUUUGUAUUUUUCACUUUUCCGCUCACUGUAAGAACACAAAGGGUCAUUUUUAGAUCAGCUCGUAUGUUGUUUUUCUCUCAUUGUUUCAUGAACUCCACUUUGAAAACCCCUGGAUGAGCUGAACGUUCCAGAAAUGUUUCCGUGUUCAGCGCGAGACGUUUACAGGGCAGAAGUUUGUCUCGCAGGUGAUGUUCGCUGAGACGCGUGUGGACGCAAGUGUUCGUGGGAAAUAGAUCGUUUGACUGAAAUCUCCUGCGGCGUGUCUUUAAACAGCAGAUUUGUGUACAGUAAGUAUUAUACAUGCAGUUUCAGUGAGCCUCGUAUUCACGUGGGAUGUUUGUAGAUAUUCCUGUGUGACGUUCAGAUCAUCAGCGUGUCGGUUUGACGUUCAGUGUCACUGUAAGCAGAUCCUGAAGAGUGAAACACUGUGGGUUUGUGACCAAAAUAUGCAAACCGCAUGAAAACGUCACAUCAGCACUUCCUGAUAAUCUUCAUGUUCUCUCCGUACUCAUUUCUGCUGUUGGAUUUGUUUGUUCCGCUGCUUUGAUUUGAUAUGUUGAGAAGUUUAGAUGCAGCAGUUCAUUUUUAUCAUUUCAUCUCAAACACUGAACCGCCUGCGUUUCUCUGCAACACGGACUCGAAACUUUAUUCAGCCUUUACUGAAUGAGUAUGAAUGCACUAAAGGAUUGAUUUUAUUAUUACUGCAACUAUUUGUAAGAUUUUUUAUGAGGUACACUGGUGUACUGAUGUGGAAUUUUAAAGAUGUUCCAAAAAUACGAAAGCGACGUUUACUUUUUUUCUAUAAGACCAAGUGAAUAAAUACAUUUUGGAAAUAA
Molecule: messenger RNA, 4744 nt
Organism: Labeo rohita (rohu)
Lineage: Eukaryota; Metazoa; Chordata; Actinopteri; Cypriniformes; Cyprinidae
Gene: jak2a
Product: Janus kinase 2a
Exons: 24
Coding region: 421-3732 (1103 amino acids)
Biological process (GO): cell differentiation; cell surface receptor signaling pathway via JAK-STAT; intracellular signal transduction
Cellular component (GO): membrane; cytoskeleton; cytosol
Molecular function (GO): ATP binding; cytokine receptor binding; non-membrane spanning protein tyrosine kinase activity
Source: RefSeq, a predicted model, not a curated record